UGGAGCGGUCUCCGUUUGACAAAACCGAACAUCAACAACGCAACACAAAGACGUUGAUCGUCGUCUGACUUGGCGACUCGUGCGAUAAAGUGGUGAACUGUGGCUGACGGCGACAAUUAACGUUCCGCGUGCGAUUCGCGAUCGCAGUCUCCCCCGAUCCUUUGUGCGGAUGAGCGCAAACAGUGCGCGAUCGGCCGUUGUUCUGUCGAGAUCUCGCAUGUUAACACCCAGCCCGGAGGCCUGGGGGUGGUGUUUGUUUGUCGCGUGUUUGCGUCUCGCUACUACUUUGCAGAAACGCAGAAAGGAAAUCAUGUAAAGUAGCCACGAGACAGAAAUAUAGAGCGAGAGAGAGAGAGAGAGACUGAGCAAGUGAGAGUGAGCUUUCGAGUGAAGUGUGAGAGUGUGUGAGAACGAGCAAGAUUACAACCCGAUUGCUCCAACUUAGUGAAAGAAACAUGCUACCCACAGUGCUGCCGAGGAAAGUUGCAUUUGCAGUACGGUUGUGAGCGUGAGUGUAUGUGUAUGUGUGUAUAUUUGCAAUUGCACGAAAGCUUGAGCCCUUUGAUAGCGACCGUAGUGUGCAGCACUUGUGGCGCGAAAUCAAAACCAAGGCAACCGUUGGGCGGCCCACGUUAGUACACCAGUGGAAGUGUCACCCGCAAGAGCAGUACGACCAGCAACAGCAGCAGCUGAUUGUUGCAUUCUCCAGCCCUUCUUUGUGUGUCGCUUUGUGUGCAGUUCACAACAAACUCUUCCCGUGCCGGAGCACAAAACCGGUCCUGGUGGUUCGGUCUCGGCAGCAGAAAGACAAAAAGGGAAUCUUUAAGGGUGGGCCGAUUAAGGGCUUGGGCCGGAUCGUGUUCGAAAGCGUGUGCGGAUUGCCCUUCGUCUGGGGUGUUGGGGCACGGAGGAGCACGGUGAAAGUGAAUGUUCUUAGUACCGAGUAGCUUUUUGGCGUGGUUGAAAUCAGCAAAGACUACCAUCAUGUCCAACGCGACGGGAUUUUUAGACGAAAUCGAGGAAAAUCUGCAGUACGUCGGCGGUACGGCCGGUGCGGUCGCGUUAACGACUGCCGUUGCCGCCGCCACCUACUACUACUCGACCAGACCCGUGCCGGAGAAACCGCUAGUGCCUCUAGAUAACCAAUGUCCAAUCGAAGCCGGCCCGGAACAGGUACACGUGUCAAAGUUCUACAAGGAGGCAAAGGAUGGCAAAUUUGUCAGCUGUCUCGAGGAGGACAUCCGAACGCUGUAUCAAUCAUUUCGCAAGGGUGCCUACACGUCAAACAACGGACCCUGCUUGGGAUGGCGAGAGAACCUACAGUCACCAUAUCAGUGGAUGAACUUCAAUGAGACGCUGCUGCGCGCAAAGAACUUCGGUUCCGGACUGAUCUCGCUAGGGUUGCGGCCAGGGCCGAGCACCUUCAUCGGCAUCUACUCACAGAACCGUCCGGAGUGGGUACUGUUCGAGCAGGGCUGCUACUGCUACUCGCUCGUCGUCGUACCGCUGUACGAUACGCUCGGGCCCGAUGCGUGCGCUUUUAUCGUCGACCAGACGGAGAUGCAGGUCGUCGUCGUGGAGGACGAUAAGAAGGUGAACCUGCUGCUAGACAAGGCACCGAGAUCGCUCCGCAAGAUCGUCGCAAUUAAGGAGGUCCGGCCGGCUACGCUGCAGCGGGCGAAGAACGUCGGCAUCGAUGUGCACACGUUCGAUGAGGUGGAAAAGCUGGGCGCCAUCAGUGACAACCCGGAGCUAGAGCCGAAACCGGACGAUCUGUGCACGGUUUGCUACACGUCCGGCACGACCGGCAACCCGAAGGGCGUAAUGCUGACGCACGCCAACGUCCUGGCCGGUGUGGCGGGCGUACUGCUGCAGCUCGGGCCGCAUCGGCCACGCGUUGGCGACAUUAUGGUUUCGUUCCUGCCCCUGGCGCACAUGCUCGAGCGCUGCUGUGAGAACGGCGUCUACUAUAUGGGCGGUGCGGUCGGUUUCUUCUCGGGCGACAUCAAGGAGCUAACGAACGACCUGAAAGCGCUGAAGCCCACGCUGAUGCCGGCCGUCCCCCGGCUGCUGAACCGCGUGUACGACAAAGUGUUUGCCGAGGUGCAGCGAUCGUCCGUCAAGAAGCUGCUGCUAAACAUGGCGCUCAGCUCGAAGGAGGCAGAGAUCAAGCGUGGCAUUGUGCGGAAGAACAGCAUCUGGGACAAGCUGGUGUUCCGAAAAAUUCAGGAAGGUUUCGGCGGCCGACUGCGCCUGAUGGUGGUCGGUUCGGCCCCGCUGUCCGAGGCGGUACUGUCUUUCUCGCGGGCCGCCCUUGGCUGUCUGAUCUGCGAGGGCUACGGGCAGACGGAAUGUACCGCACCGAUUACGCUGACGGUGCAGGGUGACUUUGUGGCUGGGCACGUAGGGCCACCGGUCGCCUGCAAUGGUAUCAAGCUGGUGGACGUGCCCGAGAUGGAGUACUACGCGUCACAGCAGCAGGGCGAAAUUUGCGUCAAGGGAGCGAACGUUUUCAUUGGGUACCUAAAAGAUCCACAGCGUACGGCAGAAACGAUCGACAAGGACGGUUGGCAUCAUACGGGCGACAUUGGGCAGUGGCUACCGAACGGUACGCUCAAGGUGAUCGAUCGCAAGAAGCACAUCUUCAAGCUGAGCCAGGGCGAAUACAUCGUGCCGGAGAAGAUCGAGAACGCCUACAUCCGCAGCCAGUACGUGGAGCAGGUGUUCGUGCACGGCGAAAGCUUAAAGAGCUGCAUAGUGGCAAUCGUGGUCCCGGACGUGGAGGUCAUCAAGAGCUGGGCCCAGGAGAACAACAUUCCCGGCACGCUGAGCGUACUGUGCAACAACCCAGACGUGAAGCAGCUCAUCCUGAACGACAUGAUCCUGUGGGGCAAAGAGUUUGGACUGAAGUCUUUCGAACAGGUCAAAGACAUCUACCUGCAUCCGGAUCCAUUCUCCGUACAGAACGGUCUGCUAACGCCUACCUACAAAUCCCGGCGGCCCCAGAUCCGAAGUUACUUUGCGCCCCAGCUGGAUGACAUGUACAAACACCUUGACUGAGCAGGGACUGAGCUGCGGUAAAAACAAAAAAUCGAAGCAAACGGAAGGAAUUGGGGGAACAGCAGUGCAAUCCCGGAUCCCGGUGUUCGCUACCACAGCAGUGCGGUGUAUCAUCCUGUUCCUUUUCCUUUCGCCCAGUCCAGCACACCAGGGUCUGGCGGUGGGUGCUGCUGCUGCUGCUAGUAUUGAAUGUGUGCGUGUUAUACUUUUUUAUGAACGUCUACUCCUGACGCCCGUCCGGAGUGGAGGCGAACUAAGGUGAAGAAAGCAAAAGUGUAGGGAACGUUUAAUUAUUCUAGUAACUUGAGUAAAGAAUAUAAAUACGAAAACCCCAAGCCCGGAACUAUGAUAUACACAUUUCGACUUUUGUU
Molecule: messenger RNA, 3431 nt
Organism: Anopheles coluzzii
Lineage: Eukaryota; Metazoa; Arthropoda; Insecta; Diptera; Culicidae
Product: long-chain-fatty-acid--CoA ligase 6
Exons: 9
Coding region: 928-3060 (710 amino acids)
Biological process (GO): long-chain fatty acid metabolic process
Cellular component (GO): membrane; endoplasmic reticulum
Molecular function (GO): long-chain fatty acid-CoA ligase activity
Source: RefSeq, a predicted model, not a curated record